Molecule: messenger RNA, 1692 nt
Organism: Diaporthe citri
Lineage: Eukaryota; Fungi; Ascomycota; Sordariomycetes; Diaporthales; Diaporthaceae
Exons: 4
Coding region: 1-1692 (563 amino acids)
Biological process (GO): transmembrane transport
Molecular function (GO): transmembrane transporter activity
Source: RefSeq, a predicted model, not a curated record
AUGGGUUUGGGAAUUCUCGAGGACAGGGUCAUGGACCAUGUCCCAGGGACGACCCGCUAUUUCGACGACACCGAGCGGCCGCAGUUCGCCGCGCACGGCGCCCGCGGCCUAAAGACCGACAACAGCGGCGCCGUGCCCAUCAUCCUCGUGCCCCAGCCCUCCGACGACCCGAACGACCCCCUCAACUGGCCGCUGUGGAAGCGCGACCUCAUCACCUUCAUCCUGUCCUUCUCCGCCAUCUUCGCCACCGCCCUAGGGCCCAUACUCGCCGCCAACACCGUCACCGUGUCGCUGUACAUGAGCCAUGACUUCACCGACGUCGCCGUCCUGACGGGCUACUUCCUGCUCGGCACCGGCUUCGCGAGCGCCUUCUUCGUGCCCUCGAGCCGCGUGUGGGGCAAGAGGCACACCUUCAUCUUCGGCAUGAUCGUCCUGGUGGCCUCGAGCGCCUGGGGCGGCGUCGUGGGCUACCACAAGGACUACACCAGCUUCCUCUGGUCCCGGAUCAUCCAGGGGGUUGGGUGCGCCCCGUACGAGGCAUUGGUCAAUGCUGCCGUGGGCGACCUGUACUUUGUCCACCAGCGCGGCAGCAGGAUGGCGCUCACGAACCUGGCUGUCUUUGGCGGGGCCUUCUUCACGCCCAUCGUCGUGGGCAAGAUCACCCACGAGCUGAAGUGGUGGUGGACCUUCUACCUGGUCGCCAUCUUCUGCGGCCUGUGCUUGCCGGCGAUCGUGUUCCUCUGCCCCGAGACGGCGUACAAGCGGGACACCAGCCUCAACACGGACAUGCUGGCCCAGGACGACCCCGCCGGCGUGGCAAACGGCGACGACCACCCGCUGUCGACCCGGGACAACAACAGCCAGGACUCCGAGAAGGCCGCCAUCAACGGAGACGGCGGUAAACCCGCAGCCGGCGGCGCCGCGGCAGCAGUCCCGGCCAAGACCAGCUACCUGCGGUCCCUCGCGCUCUUCAACGGCCGCAAGACGGACGAGUCCCUCUGGAAGCUCGCCCUGCGGCCCUUCCCGCUCUUCCUGCAGCCCGCCUUCCUGUGGGCGUGCCUGAUCCAGGGCACCCUGAUCGGCUGGACCGUCUUCAUCGGCGUCAUCCUCGGCGCCUUCUUCCUGGGCUACCCGCUGUGGUGGGACGAGGUCAAGACCGGCUACGCGUACACGGCCGCCUUCAUCGGCGCCAUCGUCGGGUUCCUCAUCGCCGGCGGGCUGUCGGACUGGUCCGCAAAGGUCAUGACCAGGCGCAACGGCGGCGUCUACGAGCCCGAGUUCCGCAUCGUCCUGGUCAUCCCGCAGUUCAUAUUCGGGUGCAUCGGCGUGUUCGGCUGGGGCGCCGCUUCUGACGGGCUCCUGGCUGGCAAGUAUGGGUAUGCCGUGCCGCUGGCCUUCUUCGGGUUCGAGGUCUGCGGUAUGAUCAUUGGUGCUGUUGCGAGUAGUCUCUACAUCGUGGAUGCGUAUCGCGAUCUGGCCAUCGAAGGCCUGACGUGCAUGAUCAUAUUCAAGAACAUGUUCAGCUUUGCACUUACCUUCAAGGCCUAUGAGUGGCUCAUCACCAACGGCACCAAGGCGACGCCCCUCUUCAACGCCCUUGGCGCCAUACAGGUCGUCAUCUACAUCUACGGCAAGCGGAAUCGUAGCUUCUUCCAUCGCCAUGAUAUUUUGAAAAUGCUUGGACUCAGGUGA